Messenger RNA from Capsella rubella, 603 nucleotides. Its product is annotated as transcription factor LUX-like. Gene Ontology annotation, biological process: regulation of DNA-templated transcription. NCBI's taxonomy places the organism in Eukaryota, Viridiplantae, Streptophyta, Magnoliopsida, Brassicales, Brassicaceae. The record is from RefSeq and is a predicted model, not a curated record. The coding region runs from base 1 to 603 and encodes 200 amino acids. Gene Ontology annotation, molecular function: DNA binding; DNA-binding transcription factor activity. Gene Ontology annotation, cellular component: nucleus. The transcript has 4 exons.
AUGGUAACAUCAAGCAACAACACAACUUAUGAUGAUUCGAAUCAAGAUGUGAUGGUAACAUCAAGCAACAACACAGCUGAUGAUGAUUCGAAUCAAGAUGUGACAGUAACAUCAGCCAACAACACUGCUGAUGCUGGUUCGAAUGAAGAUGUGACGGUAACAUCAAGCAACAACACAGCUGAUGAUGGUUCGAAUCAAGAUGAGACGGUAACAUCAACCAACAAUGCAGCUGGUGGCAGUCCUGCAGGGCCACGUCGGCCUGUCAUGCUCAAAUGGAAAGAUGGCCUUCAUAGCAAAUUUCUGGAGGCCGUUGAAUUCCUUGGCGAACGAAAGGCUCUGCCCAAGGCGAUCCAACGGUUCAUGCGAGUGGACGGCUUAUCAAGAAAACAAAUAUCCAGCCAUCUGCAGAAGUACAGAAGACAAAUGAGAAAGCUUAAGAAAAAGGCCGCUAAAGCCGAAUUGGCAAAAGAAAAUAGGAACGACAUUUCUGCAUCAUCUACUAGCUGCGACCCACUAGAUUCUUACAAAACCAAACAGCUGAACAUGGAAAAUCUGUUUAAAUCCCAAGAAGCUGCGGAUUUUCUACGGGCCUGUUGCCUUUGA